AUGGCUAGCAAGAGCAAGAUUUACUUUGUAUUGGAGUAUGCUAAAGGUGGUGAGCUGUUCAACAAAAUAUCAAAGGGAAAGUUCAGCGAGGAUGUCGCGAGGAGGUACUUCCACCAACUGAUUAGUGCCGUGGACUACUGCCACAGCCGAGGUGUUUACCAUCGUGACUUGAAGCCGGAAAACCUACUUCUAGAUGAGAAUGAGAACCUUAAAGUCUCUGAUUUCGGUCUAAGUGCCCUAGCUGAAUCCAAAAGGCACGAUGGCCUCCUACAUACCACCUGUGGAACUCCUGCCUAUGUUGCUCCUGAAGUGCUUAGUAGGAGAGGCUACGAUGGCACAAAGGCGGACAUAUGGUCUUGUGGAGUAAUUCUUUUUGUGCUUGUGGCUGGUUACCUGCCUUUCCAUGACCCAAAUCUUAUUGAGAUGUAUAGGAAGAUCUCCAAAGCUGAAUACAGAUGUCCUCGUUCCUUUUCUGGUGAAUUGAAGGACCUGCUUUUUAGAAUGCUUGAUCCAGAUCCAAGUACUAGAAUAUCUAUUUCAAGGAUAAAGAGAAGCACUUGGUACAGAAGACCUAUUGAGGUAAAUGCAGCAAGGAUCAAGCAUGACACAACAAGAGACAAGGUGUGCAACAGUGAAGCCACAACCUCUAACUCAAUAGAAUGCAGUAAUCCAGAGGAAAAUCAAGGGUCGUCGAGCCUCCCUAACCUGAAUGCAUUUGACAUCAUUUCUCUUUCGACUGGAUUUGACCUGUCUAAUUUGUUCGAAGAAAAAUAUGGCCGGAGGGAAGAGAGAUUCACCACAAGGCAGCCAGCAGGAACAGUCUUUGCUAAGCUAAAUGAACUGGCUGAGCGGUUAAAUCUCAAAAUUAAGAAGAAAGAAAAUGGGGUUUUGAAACUGGCUGCACCAAAGGAAGGAAUAAAGGGAUUUCUGGAGCUUGAUGCAGAGAUUUUUGAGCUUGCUCCUUCUUUCCUUCUAGUCGAGUUGAAGAAGACCAAUGGUGACACCAUAGAGUAUCAAAGGCUCGUGAAAGAAGAAAUAAGGCCUGCACUUAAGGAUAUGGUCUGGGCAUGGCAGAGCGACCGGCACCAGCAGCGCGAGCAGUCUGUGCAAGGAGAGCCGCAGCAGCUGUCACCUUUGCCACCACAGCAGUAG
Messenger RNA from Miscanthus lutarioriparius, 1152 nucleotides. NCBI's taxonomy places the organism in Eukaryota, Viridiplantae, Streptophyta, Magnoliopsida, Poales, Poaceae. The record is from the annotation of a GenBank genome assembly.